Orbilia oligospora ATCC 24927 is the source of this 1833-nucleotide messenger RNA. RefSeq lists its product as uncharacterized. Gene Ontology annotation, molecular function: oxidoreductase activity, acting on the CH-CH group of donors. Lineage: Eukaryota; Fungi; Ascomycota; Orbiliomycetes; Orbiliales; Orbiliaceae. The record is from RefSeq and is a predicted model, not a curated record. The transcript is spliced from 3 exons. The coding region runs from base 1 to 1833 and encodes 610 amino acids.
AUGUCUCGUCUCACACCAAACUCUGCGACAGAGGGCUUCUUCCAAGAGCAGCCUCGUUUAGGGAACCAAUACGAUGAAGAUUUAUAUCUUCAAAGGUUGAUUCAAGCUUACUUGCCUGUUGAACUAUCGCAGGCUUCCGGUGCAAGCUCCCCGGUCGGUCUCUUUAGAGAUAUCGGCGCAAAGACCAUAGAGCCAGAAGUCUUCCGCUGGAUAGACGAUGCUGAAAAGAACAAGCCAUAUGUAGAAGAACUUUCUACCUUUGGCAAACCAAAGGGUGUUCUGCACACUGCUGCAGGAUGGAAGGAACUUGGCAAAAUGGCCGCCCGAGAGGGUAUCAUCCAAACAGCCUACGAGGACAAAUAUGGACCGUAUAAACGAAUUGUCCAGUUCACCAAAUAUUAUAUUUACUGUCCUUCUAGCGCUAUCUAUACUUGCCCUUUGGCUAUGACGGAUGCGGCAGCUAGAGUCCUUGAGCUCCAGUUAAGCAAUGCAUCGCUCUCCACAACUAAGCGAUCUGUCUUUCAAGAUGCAUACAAUAAUCUGACGACCCGCGAUCCAGCAAAAUCCUGGACAUCUGGUCAGUGGAUGACGGAGCGGGCUGGAGGCUCCGAUGUUCGCAAUAGCGAGACCACAGCUUUCCAGCAAUCGGAUGGGACAUACCUUAUUUCGGGUCAUAAAUGGUUCUCAUCUGCCACUGACUCACAGAUGAGUAUUCUUCUCGCUCGUACUCCAACUUCAGCUGGGCUGUCUUGCUUUUUCGCCCCUCUUAAGCAUGCAGAUGGGUCGUGGAACGGUGUUCGGAUCGUUAGGCUUAAGGAUAAACUCGGCACUCGUGCCUUGCCUACUGCUGAGCUCGAGCUGAAGGAUAUGAAAGGUUACCUCGUGGGUGAAGAAGGGAAAGGUGUGAAAUAUAUCUCGACGAUGUUGAACAUCACUCGAGUUCACAACGCGGUUUCUUCGGUGAGCUUCUGGCGCCGGGGUUUGGCGAUCGUAAAGGCAUUCGCGAAGGUUAGAAAGACGCAGAAUAAGGAACUAUGGAAGAAUCCUCUUCACUUGAGCGGCUUGGCGAAGAUGGAGGUGCAGUUUAGGGCAAAUAUGCAAUUAACUUACUUCACUGUUGCAUUGCUUGGGUUUGACGAGCAAGGAAUGCCAGAGAAGAGGGCGCCAUGGAUGCCAAAAGAUGGGAAGGAGGUAGCACUGAUGUUGAGGGUAUUAACACCAUUGGUAAAAAUGGUGACAGCGAAGGCUACCGUGUCGUCUUUGGCGGAGUGUAUGGAGUGCCUGGGCGGUGUUGGUUACCUCGAGAACGAACAAGAGUUAAACAUUGCCAGACUAUAUAGGGAUGCUAACGUCCUUCCUAUCUGGGAGGGUACUACGAAUGUGCUUUCGGUGGAUAUUAUUCGUGCAUUCACAAAGGGAGACAGUUUGGCUGCUUUAAAUACCUGGUUGGGCCGUGUCUUUGACGGACAAGGCCACAAUUCUUUAAGAGAAGCUAGGGCGGUAUUGAGAACCACUUGGAAUGAUAUCAAGCAGUUUGCUGAAAAGGCGUCGACCGAAGAGGCUCUAUCGAAAUGUAGAGAUCUAAGCUUUGGAAUUGCAUUCGUGGUCAUGGGUGCAUUCCUUAUAGUGGAUGCCGAUAGAGAUGGGGAUCCGCUUGCGAUUGAGGUUGCGCUACGCUGGAUUCUUGAAGGGAUUGGACGUGAGGGAUUCCAGGCUGUUGGGGCUACGAGUGCGCCGGCUAUAUUCCAAAGACGGUUUGGAUGGAAGGAGAAGGCAGAAGUUGAUUGUAGAUUAGUGUUUGGGCAUGGCCUCCAGGCUGAGGCUAGGCUUUAG